CAGCGUUGUUGCAGAGUCACUGCGAUUCGACUGUAAACAAGCUGAAGGAGGAAAAGUGACUAAAAUAAGCCUUUAAAAGCUGCUCUGAUCGUUUCUGCUGGGAGAUAUUAUUCAUCCUGAAGCCUGAGAGGAGCAGUAACAGCAGUCUGAGUCUGUUUAUCAUUAUUAUUAUUAUUAUUAUUUAAUUAAAGGAGCAGGUCGUGUUUGCAGCCUUAGCUUAGCCUCAGGGGCCUUUAGGAGAGAAACGCCUUUUUAUUCCUCUGAUAGAUAUUUCUACUCAACAACCAGGACACCUUUCACCCUGGGUGGCUGGUCAGAGCGGCCUCCUCCCACCAUGGAGGCAGGAGGGAAGGACUGCGAGGAGGAAACGCUGCAGACUGCGUUCAAGAAGCUGAGGGUCGACGCCGAGAGCAUGCCCGGAGCAGCGAGCGUUUCCGAGGCGUUGGCUCCCCGAGCGUCUCGAGCUUCUCUCGAUACCGGCGGAGCGAAGCCCAAACUCAGCUGCCCCAAAGACAACUGGCACGGCUGCAUGAGGAAAACAUCUCGAGGAGCAUCCAGAACGCAGCGGCGUCGGAGGUCCAAGUCGCCGAUCCUCCACCCGCCGAAGUUCACCUACUGCAGCGCCUCUGCAGCCUCGGCGCUGUCGCCCCCUAGUGUCUGCCUGAAGCACCAGCGGCUGGCCGUGCCCGAGCCGGCGGAGCCUCGCCCCGCAGCCGACGGUAGAACCACCUCCUCCGUCGCUUCCUCCGAGCUCUCUGCUUCGGGCGCCGCCGGCCACAUUUCCCCCGUCGUGUUUGGAGCCGACGCUGCCGUCUCCUCGCCGUCGUUACAAGAGAUCCCCGUCGCCGUCGCCGCCGCCGUGAUGUCACCCAGGCAGGACGGAGGAGGCUGCAGAGAUGUGCGGUCGAGUGAGGAGAACGGCGCAGAGAAAAGCGACGGAGGGGAACUCGGAGCGGGAGCCGAAGCCGCCGACUUCCGAGCUUUGUCCGAGCUGCACAGUAGCGGCUCGGCAGAGGGCGCCCACGUCCCCUGCUCCUCCUGUGCUCAGAGAAGUUGCUCCGAUUCCCCGAAAGGCCCGGAAGAGAGCGCGCAGGGGACCGAGUCUCCGUGCCAGUGCCGGCCUCAUCACCUGGGCUGGAACGGCGUGGAGGUGUACUCCUUCACGGGGCUCCGCAACGUCAUCUCAGAGUGUGAGAGGAGCCUGCCGAGCCACGACGCCUCCAGAACUCUCAGCGCCAGCAGCAGCAGCAACGCCGCCGCCGCCGCUUCGUCGCCUUCACCUUCGUCUUCAUCGUCGCUGUCGUCAGGCUCUCCUCGCUCGUGUUCGGAGCAGGCGCGAGCUUACGUCGACGACAUCACAAUAGAGGACCUUUCUGGCUACAUGGAGUAUUAUCUAUACAUCCCCAAGAAGAUGUCACACAUGGCUGAGAUGAUGUACACUUAAAUAAAUAUUAUUAUUAUUAUUAUUAUUAUUAUUAUUAUAUCAAAUAAGGAAAUAAGAUGAUAAAGAGGUUGAUUUUUUUCCUCAGAGGAAUGUCAGUAGUGGGUAGACGAAUGAAUCAGGCAUGAAAGUUGUAAUUUAAAUAUACAACGUUAACUGAUUUUGAACCCAGGUUGAGAUGUUUUCAUUUCCCUGCCCUCUGUUUAAACCUUCCCCUCAUUUCACUGAAACCGACAGAAACACAAGACCGGCAACUAUUUCUCAUUAGUUCAGCCCCCCCCCCCCCCCCCCCCCCCCCUCCCAAACACCUCCUCCUUCCUAUUUGUGGUACAUGGAUCAUUUGUUUUCUUGAUUUUUUUUUGUGUUUGUUUUCAGUUUACAAAUGAAGUUGCCAAAGCUCUUGGUGCAGUCUUGCAAAAGGAGAUAAUUAGCAGGAAUAUGCAAAACUUGUAAUGCCAAGUGUGAUUAUCUUUGUGGUGUUGUGGCCUUCAGAGUCACCUGUCUGGAUUUCAUUCACUCAA
This is a messenger RNA of Scomber scombrus (Atlantic mackerel), 1962 nucleotides long. RefSeq names its product oxidative stress responsive serine-rich 1 (gene oser1). The record is from RefSeq and is a predicted model, not a curated record. Bases 335 to 1444 code for a protein of 369 amino acids. Gene Ontology annotation, biological process: cellular response to hydrogen peroxide. The transcript has 4 exons. Lineage: Eukaryota; Metazoa; Chordata; Actinopteri; Scombriformes; Scombridae.